Messenger RNA from Necator americanus (New World hookworm), 771 nucleotides. RefSeq lists its product as uncharacterized. The coding region runs from base 1 to 771 and encodes 256 amino acids. The transcript has 7 exons. The record is from RefSeq and is a predicted model, not a curated record. Lineage: Eukaryota; Metazoa; Nematoda; Chromadorea; Rhabditida; Ancylostomatidae.
AUGAGCAAGAAAUCGUCCACAUCUGAUCCACCAACGAAAAAAAUCAGUGUUUCGAGUUUGAUGGGCACCGAUACACCACCACGAAAGAAGAGCAGCAUCAAGGAGAACAUCUCGAAUCUGAUAAAAGCACCGAAUUUUGUUUUAAAACGAGAAGCAGCAAAGAAACGUUGGAAUCAAGUCUGCGAAAAUCUACAUCUGGGACGCAUUAAAAUCGCUGUCACUGAGUCCAAGCUAUUUUCGCCAGGUGAACGACGGCGGCGAUCAGCAGAAAAUGGCACCAAUCAAAAUGUACCGGGAACAACAUCGCCACGGUUAAGCCCAAAUGAAUGGCAGUUCGCUUUCGAUCAUGUCAUCUAUGAUGCUGAUGGACGUGCACAAUUCACGAAAUUUUUGCAAUCCGAGUAUUCCGAGGAGAAUAUACUUUUUUGGUGGGCAGUUGAAGAGCUGAAAACUGUCUGCUCAUCUGAAUCUCGACCAGAAUUCGAGCGUACCGUACUGGAAAUGUUCGAAACGUUCAUCGCUUCGGAAAGUCCACUGGCUAUCAAUAUCGAUCACGACACCAGAACUGAUAUUAUUGAUCGGGUUGAAAAUCAGGAUCCUUCAUCGUUCCCAGACAACAUUUACGAAAGAGCACAGGCUCAUGUUUAUCGACUCAUGGAAAAGGAUUGCUUUUCUCGAUUCGUCCAUACACCAGCAUAUAAAGAAGUCGCAAAAAAGAUCGGUCUACCGCAAACAUUUCGAUUCAACGAAAAAAUCACACCCGCCUGUUGA